AUGGCAACAGCGAAACAAAAGUCACGAGAAGAAGAGACAGCACAUAGUGCUGAAGAGGAAACUUUUGGACCUAUGCCACUGGCUAAAAUUGAAGUUAGUCUGUAAAUACCUACAUGUUUUGUUUGGCUGCAAAAUAAAUUCUUUGUAAAAAAAUAAAAUGCUGAAAGAACUGUCUGCUAAUGGUUCAUUUAUUUUCAGUUACAUAUGCCAUUUGUAGUAGUUGAAUUACCAAUUAAAUUUGAAUUGCAUCGUAAACUAAACGGAACAUUUUGAUAAUUUAUCUGAUGUGAAAGGAAUGUUAACUAGAGUCAUGAUAAUUUAAACAUGUUGUCAAUGGAUGUGUGGAUGCUGUCUAAUAUGGUUAAUGAUAUGGGCUCAGAUAUUCUUAAAAAAAUAGAUAUAGCAAUGUUUUCUACAAGCUUUUCUAGGGCACAAUCAUUGAAUUUUAUGUAACUCAUCAAAUGUAUUGUUUUCCAUCAUUAUUAGGGAAAUGGCAUAAACGCAGCAGAUAUUAAGAAACUGGAGGAAGCAGGCUUUUUCACGGUAGAAUCUGUAGCAUUUGCACCUAAAAAGAUGUUGCUAUCCAUUAAAGGAAUCAGUGAGGUCAAAGCCGACAAAAUUGUGGUACGUAUUUUAUCUUAAGGUAGCGUAAUUAAAUCUUACCCAAUAUUUGGAUGAACUGUUUUUCUUUUCUUUUUUUCUUUCUUUUUAAAGUCUGUACUGUAUACAGUUUUGUAAAAUUUUUAUGUUGCCAUGUAUGAGAUUGUAGAGAUAUUAAGAAACAAUAUGCUAUUUUUGUAUCAGCUUGGUAGUACUUUGAAUAUAUUGAGACUAUAUCACAAUGUAACUUGUACUUUGGUCAUUUCUUUUCUCAUUUUUUAAUUUUAAUUGUUUUUCCCAACAGGCAGAAGCGGCAAAGCUCGUCCCUAUGGGUUUCACAACUGCAACAGAGUUUCAUCAGAAAAGAUCAGAGAUUAUUCAAGUGACAACUGGAUCUAAAGAACUUGACAAAUUAUUGCAGGGUAAAUUUUUGGAAUGUGUUAACCUUAAACAGAAUACCGGUACAACAUAAAUGUAUCUAUAUAAUUGAGUAAAGUUUGAAAGCUUAAAUUUACAUAUAAAUGUUACGACCAGAACUGAGAGGUGAUGUACUUGAGUAGUGUACAUGCUACUCCAAAACUCAAUGUGCUGAUGUAACAAGUGAUGAUAUGGAUUGAUAUUUUACUGUGAUUUAUAAAAGUGAAUUUAAUAACUUAUAAUUAAUAAUCAAUAAUAAAGUGUGGAAUUAAAUGGACCUACCAAAACCUGCUCAAGACUUUUUCUUAUGCCUUUGGCUGAUUGCCCCAUGUUAAAUCUCAAACUGGCAGGGCAAAUUCCAAAAUAAAAAAGAUUAGAUACUGGCCAGGGAAUAUACAGCAAGAUUAGCCAUUUUCCAAAAGUGGAUGGACGCUAUUUCAGGCUUUGGCAAAUUUCAGACUUUGGUAGUAACACACAAUUAAGCAAAUUUCUACAGAAACAAUUUUUGUUCAGCUGGAUGCAUUGUUCAUUUAGUUUCUUAUUUCAACUAGGUGUAUAUGUUUUUCUGUUUAAUCUAAAUUUGAACAUUAUCAUAUUAUUCCCUUUACACUGUGGUUUUGAAUGGUAUUUUUACAGGAGGCAUAGAAACAGGGUCUAUUACAGAAAUAUUUGGAGAGUUUCGUACAGGAAAGACACAACUGUGCCAUACACUAGCUGUUACUUGCCAGGUAAUCAUUUAAGGUCACUUUUAGUUUAAUGCAAGAUAUUAUUAAUGCGACAUAAUCUCAGGUUUAGUUUAUUAAAGAAUAUUUCACCACACACAUGCUUAGUAAAUACUUAGCUAUUGAAAAAAAAACUUCUUUUCAAGAAACAAUUUCAGGACUUUAUUUUAACUAUUCUGUUUAUAAUUUAUCAGUUGGCCAUUAGUAUAUAGUCAUUGCCUGAAUUAUAAGUUAUAAUGAACUUCUUUAACAAUGAUUCAUCGUGUCUUGUCACCAGUUGCCCAUUGAUAUGGGGGGAGGUGAAGGAAAAGCCAUGUACAUUGAUACCGAAGGAACAUUCCGUCCUGAGAGGUUACUGGCUGUUGCUGACCGGUAUGGACACAUUGUGCAUCUAAAAUAUUAAUAAAACUUAAAGUCAAAACCUUCCCAAAUUUUAAUAAAAAUUGCAGUUUAAAAAAAAAUUCAGUUUAAGCCAUUUUUAUUUUUAGAUUUAGAUCUAUAUGUAUUUUUUCAAAAAAAAUUUUAUCUCACUUUGUUUAACUAAAUUGUUCUCUCAAACAUUGAAAUAGUUAUGGCUUAUCUGGAAGUGAUGUUUUGGACAAUGUGGCAUAUGCCAGAGCUUACAACAGUGAUCAUCAGAGCCAAUUACUUAUACAAGCAGCCGCCAUGAUGGCAGAAUCUCGGUCAGUUAUAACUAUAAAUAAUCUAAAAAACUAUAGACCUGUAUCUAACUUAUCAUUUUUAUCUAAAGUUAUUAAAAAACUAGUCCUAAAACAACUUUUUGCUUGCUUAAAUGACCACUCUCUUCUCAGUUCUAAUCAGUCGGCCUAUAGACAUUUCCAUAGCACGGAGACAGCUCUCUUGAGAGUCAGUAAUGACCUCUUGCGCGCAAUGGACAGCGGUAAUGUCUCCAUUCUGAUCCUCUUAGACCUCAGUGCGGCCUUUGACCUGUUUCAAAACCCUUGAAAACUACUUUGGAAUUUCUGGUUCGGUUUUGGCUUGGUUUAGGUCCUACCUCUCUGAUAGAACGCAAAUGGUCUCUGUCGAUGGCUGUCUCUCCGGCAGUGCUGAUUUGGUGUACGGAGUGCCACAGGGGUCCGUUUUGGGUCCGGUUCUAUUCAUAAUGUAUACCAGACCACUACUCCUCUUGCUCGGGAGGCAUGCUGUUGAGAACCAGUCAUUUGCAGAUGAUACACAGCUAUACAUGCAUACCCAUCCAUCUCUUGUCGAUUCCGCUGUCCAGACUUUGCGGGGGUGCAUUGAUGAUGUCAAGUCUUGGAUGACACUCAGCAAGUUGAAGCUUAAUGAUGACAAAACAGAAGCACUCCUCAUUUACAAUCACAAAUCAUCCUCUACCUCAACUCUUCCCACCUCAUUUCAAGUAGGUAACUCCGACAUACAGUUUACACCCUCUGCUAGGAAUCUUGGUUAUAUUCUUUCUAACAACAUGUCUCUCGAUAAACAUAUCUCUCACAUUUGUCGUUCGGCAUACACCGCCAUCCGUCAGAUCAGCUCCAUCCGCCACUACCUGACAGUUAGCGCAACAAAAACUCUAGUCUGUGCUCUUGUUCUCUCUCGUCUUGACUAUUGCAACUCACUUCUGUCAGGUUCACCGAAACAUUUUAUAGAAAAACUGCAGAAAGUUCAAAACUCUGCUGCUAGGCUUGUUCUUAAGGCAAAAAAACGUGAUCACGUCACUCCACUACUCCACUCACUACAUUGGCUCCCUAUACAGGCACGCAUUGACUACAAGCUGUCUCUUCUCUGUCACAACUUUUUCUCGGAUUCCUGCCCUUCCUAUCUAACUGAACUUCUUUCUGUCUAUUCACCCCUUCGACAACUUCGCUCCUCCGCAGACUCGCGUAUUCUGUCCGUUCCCAAGACACGCACUAAAUUAUAUGGUGAACGAUCUUUCUCUUUCUGCGCCCCCAAACAAUGGAAUUCUUUGCCACUACACAUCCGCAAUAUAACAACCACACAGGCCUUCAAAACUGCACUCAAAACACAUCUAUUUAAACUAUACUACUCUGACUGAUUCUCCUCCUAUAAACCGAUAAACGUACAUGGGUUUCCUUGUAAAAAUGUCUGGUGUGGGUGGAUGAAUAUACCUAUGGUGUUGUUUUGCUUAUAUGUUGUUUUUAUUUCAUUUAUGUAUUUUAUUUUAAUAUUAUGAUUAUGCCUCUUUGCUAUAUUUAUGUACAGCGCGGUGAGCCCAGCCCUAGGCUGGGGUACCGCGCUAUAUAAGACCACUUAUUAUUAUUAUUAUUAUAACUAGAAACAAACUAAUUCAAAAUGAAUCAUUUUCUUGUGGAUUGGAAUUUUUACAGCAUUACUACCUUACACAUUGUAUUGCAUUACUACCAAUACUAUAUCAUUAAUAUAUAUUUUUUCGACAUUGUAAUAAAAAUUUUCUGUGAAUAAUCAUCCUGUUCUUGGUACUUUGGCACUUUUAUUAAAAAUAAUAAUAAAUUUCAAAAUUAAAAACAUCUUGAAGCGUUAAAACAAAGAAAUCUAAAAAAAGCGAAAUAUUAAUGUACUAUCAAAAUAUUUUUUUUUUACCCCUGAUUUUAUGUAGCGUUAAAAUAUGAAACUAGAUCAAUGUCUCAUUCAUUUUUUGUUGUUUUUUGGACAAAUAUCUGUACAUAAAACAUAAAUUUGGACACUAAUUUAGGUCACUUAAAAUAACAGCUAUUAAAAUAAGAAUGUGCUAACUUGUAAUUUUAUUUCAGUUAUGCAUUGCUGAUUGUAGACAGUGCCACAGCAUUGUACAGAACAGACUACUCUGGCAGAGGGGAGCUGUCAGCAAGACAGAUGCACCUUGCCAGAUUUCUCAGAAUGUUGUUACGAUUAGCUGAUGAGGUGGGUUUACCUUUUGACAUAAAUAACUCUCAGAAUAUGGUUGUUUUUCUGCUUUUUGUCCUUAGGUCUAACUAGUUUUCAAUAAUUCCAUUAAUAUUAUUAUUUUAAAAUUAAUUCAGUGCUUAUGUACUCUUACAAUAAUAAGACCAAAGUUUUUUCUAAAUUGUGUUGAAAUGCUUUCAAGAAGUUCCAACAAUGUUGUCACCCAACAGUUUGGUGUUGCUGUUGUAAUAACCAAUCAAGUUGUGGCACAAGUUGACGGUGCAGCCAUGUUUGCAGCUGAUCCCAAGAAGCCUAUUGGUGGAAACAUCAUAGCUCAUGCCUCCACAACCAGGUAAUUGUGAAGAUAAAUAUAACAUUAAAUAUAACAUUUGUUUAGAUGUCAUUGUCUUGACUUACCCUGAAGCUUUUUUUUUUUUUGGGUUGAUUUAACCCUAUAACUGCCAAAACGACAGAUGAUCAGCUGUGAACCCCCUUUCUGUCGUUGUAUUGCCAAUAUAAUUGGCAGCUAGCAAAAUUGUAAUUAAAAUGCGUAUGCCUAAUGUAUAUUGGUUAAGGGGAAGUAAUUCUACAUAAAUGAGUUUACUUCUUAUUUACAUAUCUAUCUGUGUGUUAACAUGAUUUUCUCAGUGAUUUGUUUGUGAUUAAUCAGGUGUAAAAUUUACUCAUUUUUUUUACUGCCAUUAUAUCUAAUGCUGGAGAGGGUUCCCGCUCCAGAUUUCAAACUGAAAACAGACUUUCUUUAUUGGAAUUAUUUCGAAUGGAUAAAAUCAAAGUAAUGAUUUAAGAGAUAAUCCACAUGAUAGUAAUGACAGUAUUAGCUCUAGGCUUGAUGGGGACAUAAGAGUCAGAAAUGGACAAAUUAUGCCCUAAACUUAAUCAUAUUGUGACAGAAAAAUUUGUUUGGAAAAGGGUGGAAAUCAAACAGAAAAGACAAAAAUUAGAUCCCAAAGACCUACCCUAAAGAGAUUCAAAGAAAUUUACGUUUCUGUAUAUUCUGGAGUAUUAAUUAAUAAAAUAAUGUAUUUAAUAACUACAAUUGAAAAUGAAUUUUUGAACUAAUUUUGUGCUUUCCCCCUUGUAUUUUGUAUGACAGAAAUUUGAACGUAGGGAAUGAAAAAAAAUUCAACAAUUUUACAAUUUUCAAUAUAAUUACCUAUAACUUAACAUUUUCUGAAAGAAUAUUGCUUCUAGUAUCUCAAAAACGUAAUUUUAUGAUAGUUUGAACAAUUUAUGGAGGAUUAGGUUGGAUUGAAUUCAGAAGUUGGGCAUUAACAUUUUACUCACUUUAUAAAGGUCAAGGUCACUAUCAACAUUCAUAUCAGAAAAAGCUACAGAAAUAUCCACUUGCCGAUUACAGGGUUAAAUUAUUAACAGCCAAAAGCAUUUUGCACUCGGAAAUUGAUUCAUUGAACUCUCACAAAUAUUUCAAACUUAUAAAGAUGGGUCAAGAAAAUGGAAAUAUUAUUUUCUUUUACUUUUAUAAAACUUAUAGAACUUUUUCAUUCCAAAAUAACUAGGAUCAAAUUCUAAGUUCAAAAUCAUAUAAUCUGAAUUAACGGUAAUGAAUUAUUACAAACACUUAAGAUUUCUAUGAUAAUCCUUCCCACACUAUUUUUUUAUCAUGCCAGAUUUCAAGCAUAAUUCCAAGAACAAAAUUUUCUUUAUUUUAUACCCCAAAAAAAUGUUAGAUAAUAUAAAAUCAAAUGCUAAAUUGUAAAUUUGCCAUAAAAAAUGUAUACAAAGCAAUGAAAAGAACGCUAUUGACUGUAUUAUUUACAGGUUAUCUCUGAGGAAAGGUCGCGGUGAAACUCGCAUCUGUAAAAUUUAUGACUCACCCUGCUUACCGGAAGCAGAAGCCAUGUUUGCCAUUAACCCUGAUGGCAUCGGAGACGCCAAAGAAUAAUUAGACGUCCAUUCCUAAAAGCAUUAUUGGAAACCUUUAUCUAUAUUCUUUACUGGGGAAGGUUAUAAUGUUCAGGUUGACAAUGUAUUUUAAUUUCUGUGAUCUGCAGGUCAUCUGCAUUGGUUUUGAAGAUUUUUAUCACAACCAUUUUCAUAUAAUGCAGAAAAUCUGUUUAUUUAGCUAUUUACCAUAUGGGCCAGCAUAUAGGACUCAUGUAUGAGGAAACAAAAUUUCUAAGACGCACCCUGUAUUUUAGGCGAAUGUUGAGGUGAAAGUGAAAAGCGUGCCUCCUAUACACCUGCUAAUACAGUAGUUGCUUCACUGUAUAUUAAAGGCGUUAAAAGAGUUGAUUACUUUAAAUCUUUAGCAGCUUUCCGCACCUCAUAAAUAUAGACUAACUGACAGACUCAUGUCCAAUUUUUUUUUGACAUUAUAGAUAUAAAAACCUAGCUAAAAAUAGGAUUGCCUUGUAAAUAAUGUGAGGGUCAAAUUAUUCAUAAUGUAACACACUUAUGUUUGAUAACAAAUUCUGUCAAUGUAACACACUUGUUUUUUUUAUAACAAAUUCUGUCAGCAGCUGAGUAUGUAGAUUACACCUGUCUCUUCAAAAAGGGCCAUUUUGUGUACAAUAUAAAAAAUAAUACCAGUGUGUGUAACUAACAAUUUCGUUGCAAUACUUAAUUCUGUCUUUAAAUACUGGUAUGUCAUCACUUUGGC
Messenger RNA from Lymnaea stagnalis (great pond snail), 7221 nucleotides. NCBI's taxonomy places the organism in Eukaryota, Metazoa, Mollusca, Gastropoda, Lymnaeidae. The record is from the annotation of a GenBank genome assembly.